Daucus carota subsp. sativus is the source of this 3041-nucleotide messenger RNA. RefSeq lists its product as uncharacterized. Lineage: Eukaryota; Viridiplantae; Streptophyta; Magnoliopsida; Apiales; Apiaceae. The transcript has 16 exons. Gene Ontology annotation, molecular function: ATP binding; ATP hydrolysis activity. Gene Ontology annotation, cellular component: mitochondrial outer membrane. The record is from RefSeq and is a predicted model, not a curated record. Bases 199 to 2676 code for a protein of 825 amino acids.
AUGAAAACAGAGUUACUACAACAAUAAUUGUAGUUCCAAAAAAUCUUCUUAACCUGUCCGUUUUUCUCGGAGCAUUCCCACAUUUCACUUCUCUCCAUCCUCUAAUCCAACCCCUUCUCUUCACCUCUCGAAAAAACACUUGCAUUCAUAUAUUUUUAGAUUUUUAGAGAGAGAUACAGAGAGGUUGCAGGGGAGGAGAUGGAGCAGAAGCAUCUGUAUCUAUCUGCAUUGAGUGUAGGGGUCGGCGUGGGACUUGGAUAUGCAUCGGGGCAGAGAUGGAGUGGAGCUUCGAAUGCUCCCAUUGCUGGUGUUAAUGGUGAUCAGAUUGAAAUGGAGCUUCUUAGGCUUGUGCAGGAUGGGAAAGAUAGCACGGUCACCUUUGAGGACUUCCCCUAUUAUCUUAGUGAGAGAACACGGAUGUUGCUAACGAGUGCAGCUUAUGUUCAUCUUAAGCACUUGGAUGUUUCUAGGCACACGAGAAAUUUGUCGCCUGCUAGUAGAGCUAUAUUGCUCACAGGGCCUGCUGAACUCUACCAGCAAAUGCUUGCAAAGGCUCUGUCACAUUACUUUGAAGCAAAGUUAUUGUUGUUGGAUGUGCCCGACUUCUCUAUGAAGAUGCAAAGCAAGUAUGGCAGUUCUAAGAAAGAAGCGCCUCUCAAGAGGUCUAUCUCAGAUGUGGCUUUGGAGCAGAUGUCGAGCUUGUUUGGCUCCAUCUCAAGACUUUCACCAACGGCAGGAUCACUGAGUAGGCAAAGCAGUGGCCUGGAAACCAGACUGAAGAGUAUGGAAGGCAGUCAAGCUCCUCCAAAGCAUCGUAGAAAUGCUUCUAUAUCUUCAGAUCUGAGUAGCUUGAGUUCCCAGUCCUCUGCAAAUCCAGGUGCCUCAAAGCGCAUUAGUACCUUGUCUUUUGAUGAAAAGGUCUUCUUACAGGCGCUUUACAAGGUUUUGGUUUCUGUCUCUAAUAAUAGGGCCGUCGUACUGUACAUCAGGGAUGUCGAGAAGCUGCUUCUCCAAUCUCCAAGGCUAUACAACUUGUUCGAUAAAAUGUUGAAGAAGUUAUCAGGACCAGUUUUACUUCUUGGUUCCAGGAUGUUGGAGUCAGAUGAUGAUAGCAGCGAAAUUGAUGAACGACUGACUUAUUUGUUUCCUUACACUAUCGAGAUAAAGCCACCUGAAGAUGAGGGUCGUCUUCGAAGCUGGAAAACCCAAUUAGAAGAGGACUUGAAGACAAUUCAGGCUCAGGAUAACAAAAACCAUAUUGCUGAGGUACUUGCAGCAAAUGAUCUUGAAUGUGAUGACCUAAAUACAAUCUGCCAAGCAGAUGCAAUUGUUCUUGGUAAUUACAUCGAAGAAAUUGUGGUAGCAGCAAUCUCUUAUCAUUUGAUGAAUAAUAAAGUACCAGAAUACCGGAAUGGGAGGCUUAUUAUAUCAUCAAAGAGUUUGUCACAUGGAUUAAGUUUCUUCCAGGAGGGGAAAAAUAACGACAAGGAUAAUUUCAAGCUGGAGACGAAUGCUGAAGCUUCUAAGGCACUUCCAGCAGAAGAAAUUGUUGCUACAAAGCCUGAAUCAAAGUCGGAAACUGUAACAACUGAAACUAAAACUGAGGUAGACAAAUCAAAUCCUGCACCAAAAAAGGAAAGCGAGAAUCCUGCUCCGCCAAAGCCGGAAGUUCCUGAUAAUGAAUUCGAGAAGCGUAUAAGACCAGAGGUGAUUCCAGCACAUGAAAUUGGGGUGACAUUUGAGGAUAUUGGUUCCUUGGAAGAAACCAAGGAAUCAUUGCAGGAGUUGGUCAUGCUUCCUCUCCGAAGACCAGACCUAUUUACCGGGGGACUCCUCAAACCUUGUCGAGGCAUUUUACUCUUCGGGCCUCCUGGUACUGGAAAAACUAUGAUGGCAAAGGCCAUUGCCAGGGAAGCAGGAGCAAGUUUUAUCAAUGUAUCAAUGUCAACCAUCACUUCUAAAUGGUUUGGGGAAGAUGAAAAGAAUGUCAGAGCUCUCUUUACACUCGCAGCAAAAGUUUCUCCUACUAUUAUUUUUGUAGAUGAAGUUGACAGCAUGCUUGGACAACGAACAAGAGUUGGCGAGCAUGAGGCUAUGCGAAAAAUUAAAAACGAGUUCAUGACACAUUGGGACGGGCUUCUAUCAAAAGCCAACGAACGCAUUCUUGUUCUCGCUGCUACUAACAGGCCAUUUGACCUUGAUGAAGCAAUUAUUAGGCGAUUUGAGCGAAGAAUCAUGGUUGGUCUACCAACUGCUGACAGCAGAGAAAAGAUACUGAGAACGCUUUUGGCUAAAGAAAAGGUGGACGAGCUUGAUUUUAAGGAGCUUGCGAUGAUGACAGAAGGAUAUAGUGGAAGUGAUCUUAAGAUUUUUUGUACAACAGCCGCAUAUCGACCUGUGAGGGAGCUGAUAAAACAAGAAAGAGAAAAGGAUUUGGAAAAGAAACGGAGAGCGGAACAAGAGAAGAAUUCAGAGGAUGCUUCAGAAGAAAAGGAAGAAGCUGAAAGAGUAAUAACUCUGAGGCCUCUAAACAUGGAAGACAUGAGACAAGCAAAAAAUCAGGUUGCUGCGAGCUUUGCUUCAGAAGGAUCAAUCAUGAACGAGCUAAAGCAAUGGAACGAUUUGUAUGGAGAAGGAGGUUCAAGAAAGAAGGAGCAACUAACUUACUUCCUUUAAAUUUUCCUGAGAUGUUGACGAUAUCACGAAAAGCAUCGACAUUUCUUAAGCAAAGGCAUUCCUGGAAAUCGGGGAUGCAUACAGCGAACCAGGGCUGAUGGGAAACUCGACUCUGAUGCAUGGUCUUGAUAGAGAAUUGUACAUUAGGCCAUUCUACAAACCAUAUGGCAAUGAGUUGUAAUGUAAAUUAUGUAUUAUGUGGUUAUCGGAAAGCUGGGAUAUGCAAACUUGCGAAAUUUAUUCUUAACCUGUGUAGUAGCAUAAUGUAGGAGAGGGUAGUAGUUUGAUUGAGUACUAUUGUAUAUUGGUUGUGUAAAUUAGACGCCAUUGUAAAUUUUGGAGUAAAAUCUUUCUGCUGUUGCAAA